This is a messenger RNA of Cuculus canorus (common cuckoo), 3115 nucleotides long. It is a transcript of the gene LAD1, whose product is annotated as ladinin 1. Lineage: Eukaryota; Metazoa; Chordata; Aves; Cuculiformes; Cuculidae. The transcript is spliced from 10 exons. The record is from RefSeq and is a predicted model, not a curated record. Gene Ontology annotation, molecular function: structural molecule activity. Bases 746 to 1999 code for a protein of 417 amino acids.
UUCUUGAUAGACUGGUUCCAGGCAUGAGAUGAGAUUGGGCUCUCCUCUGGCACAGGGCUUCAGCCCCCCAAAUCUGGACAUCUCUGUGAUUCAGCCACUUCCUCUGAGACAUCAUUCCUGCUCUCUACUGCAGCAAAGCCAGGGGAGGCCAUGGCAGCUCAGUCCGUGACUGGAAGUAUCAGGGCAUCCUCCCAUGUUCUUUGGAAAGAGCUGGACUGCACCCAGACGGAGGUGUUUUAAUGACUGUUUUGGAUCCCUGGGAGCCAGCCUCCUCCCACUCAGCCCAAGGUUAUUCACCUCCUCCACCAGUGUUGGGGAGUUGUUGACUGGUGGAGAGCGGCUGGUAGAACAGGUUCUCUGCAGGGAGUUGUCUCUGAAACCCUGGGAGAUCUGGAUGGAUUGAGCCCCGAGCGCGGGUCUCUGCUCGAACCCUGGCACGGCAGGCAGCGAGGAGUGAUUUCCUUCUGCGUGGCACUCCUGGGCAGGGCGACUUUUGCACAGUGCCUCUAGUAGACAAAUUACAGCCUUGCCUCUGUCAAGGUAGAUAAGAAACCAUGUGAUGCAGCGUGGUGGUAAACGGGUUGCAGGCAGGGUAAAGGUGCACAGGGAAAUAACCUUGCCGGGAGUUUCUCCCUCCUUGGGGAGCAGAGUGUCCGGGCAGCACAGAUCCCCACGGGUCCGAAGCUCCUUGGCCUUGAUGCCUACACAAGUUUUGGGGGCUCUCUGAAACUCACGGAAAGCAGGAAUGUCUUUCAGCAGAAGGAACUGGUCAGAUCUGUCCAGCCUGGCCAGGCAGAGGAACCUUGAGGACGAGGAAGAGCAGCAAAGAGAGCGCCGACGAAGGCACCGGAGCAUGCUGUCCUCCACAUCGAAGGAUGAAGAACCUCCUAGCCCCACAAAAGACACCAGCCCAGCUUCCAGCAGACCUCAAUCCCUAGUGAAGCCAGUGUCCCCUGGGGAUGCAGAAGAGCGUAAACUCUUGGAGGUGCUGAAGUCACAAGAAGAGAGACAGACAAGGUCCCCGAUGUCUGUCUCUGAAAAACUGAAGCAGAAGAAGGAGCAGCAGGAACCAGGGAGGGAAGUGAGUUGUGUGGAGGCAGGGAUGAAGCCGCAUAUGGGCCAAAAGAGCAUCCAGCCUGGACAGCAGGGCCAGGAUGUGACCAAGGGCAGAGGAGACCCACCAGGAGACCAGCACCCUGAGCUGUUGUCCAAGAGAAAGGCAUCAGUGAAGGUGCGUCUCCAGGACAAAGAGAGACAAGUUGUGGGGACACCUCUGGAGGAGCAGAGGAAGGAGGUGGAGCCACAGCAGCGGUCAUCACCAGAGGUGGGAGGCUGUCGGGUCCGUGAAGUGAAAAUCCUGACCAGACAGGGAAGCUUCAGCAAGGAAGAGAAGACAGCCUCGGUGGAGACCUCAUCUCAGGACCAGCAGCACCCAUCCAGGAAUCCCUCAAAGGAGGUGGUAAUACAGUUGUCUUCUACCCAGGAUGAACCUGCAGAAAAGUCAGAUACGUCUCGUGUCACCUACAGCAGCUCCAUCAGACGAACCAGCCCAAGAACAGUCUCUUUUCGGGUGAUUUCAAGAAAAACGAAAGAAGAAAACCAAAGCCCUCUCACGAGGAGUGCGAGUCUGAGGAUCCCAGGUAACAGCACCACCAUUGGGGAGAAGCUGGAAAAGUACAACUCAGCCGUGCAGCGCUCAGAGGUGGUGAAAUCAUCCCUGACUGUUCAGAAAAGCCUCUUGCUGUCCUCGGAGGGGGUGGCCAGCAAGCGUAACUUCUUUGAGGCAAGCGCUCCCAGCAAGGCUGAGCCACUCACUGUCAGGAAGGACAACCUGAAGAUCCCAGGAUCUGUGACAUCCCGCAUUAAUCUGUGGAUCAGCCGAGCUCAGGAGCCUGCCAAAGAGGAAAAAAGCAAGCACAUCAGGAAAAUAAACAGCCUGCCAAGCCGAGAUGUCUGGGUAAAGCAGCCUGGAGACACCCCUGGAGACAGCAAGUUGUAAGAUCAGAUGAUCUGGGAAAAACUGUUUUGUUCUGAAGAUCAAACCCCAGCCUGACCCAGCCGUCCAGCAGCCCACUGCCAUGAGAAUCCCUGGUGCCGUGCGCAGGUGCACCCCUGGUCGCCAGGGUCCUCUGCUUGUGGGAUGGGAAGGAAGAAGGCUGGAAGAUAAACCCUGCGGCCUCAGUUCUCACUCACUGCCUGCCUGGGAGUGCCCAGGCCUGGAGACUCCUUGCAAAUGCUGAAGACAAACCCUUUCUUCAUUUCCCCACAGCAUUUUGGUUUUUUUGCUCCUAAUCUCCGGCUGUGCUCCAUAACCUCUUGCAAAAAGAUCAGCCUAUGCAUCUCCUUUGCAGCCGGAUCAUGUCAGUGGGGCAAGAAGCAGCCUGGCUGAGGGCGUUUCAGCUGCACGUCCGUGGACCAUGCUCGUCCUUGAUGCCUGGCUCAUGUGGGGUGAGGCGGGGCAGGCAGAUGUCACCCCUCCUCCUAGGCUGUCACUAUUGGAGGGACCCAACCAAAGGCAAACGGUGUUUGCAAGGUCAUUCAGGUGCCGGUGUAGCUUGGAGAUGCCUCAUGGAAGAGAGGUGGACCUGGUGGCUCUGGUGCCUCCCUCCAGCAUGCAGCUGAGCCAGAGCCUUGGCCUUCUUCACCCUUCCCUUACCCUCUCCUGCCCACUACAAGCAGCAAUCCCUUUCACUUAGUGAUAUGGGAAGGGUGGGAUGGCCAUGGCCUUAUUUUUGGGAUUGCAUGGAUCUGAGCCGGCUAUGCUGGGCCCUUUCUGCAGACCUCAAUUCUCUUUCGCCCUUCCUCCUGAGCUGUUUGCCCAUGGCUGUGCAGACCCCUUGUCCUGCACUUCCCACACUGCUGAGUCCACCCAGCAGGGAUGCGGGAUGCUCUCUCCAGGCCCACUUUAGAGUUCCGUGGGCAGCCCAUAAUAUGAUGCUUUAAUCCUCAUGCCGGGGCCAUUCAAUGGGCUCGGGCUGGGCCUUGAGCAACCGUUGCGGUGUCCAAAUUUGGUGUGGGACUGCAGCCUCUACUGAUCUCGCUUGUUGAGCUUUGGAAAGGACUUGUUUUUCUCUGUGCCUUUUAUUUUUUCUAAUAAAAAUUACUCUUUCUAGGA